AUGUCUUGGCACUUUGCGGUAAUACUCGUCUUACUCGGUUCUUUACAAAGGAUUUUGACCAUUGAGCAUGAUUCGAUAUGUACAAAGGAUGAAAUUUGCCCAGAGCCAAGUCAUACUGUUAUGAGACUUCGCGAAAGAAAUGAUAAAAAAGCUCAUUUAAUUGCCAAACAGCAUGGUUUGGAAAUUAAGGGUAAUCCAUUUCUUGAUGGUACGUAUUAUUUUGUCAGUCAUUUAUCAAAAGAACGUUCAAGACGGCAAAAGCGUGAAAUAAUCUCGAAAUUGCAAGAACAUCCUGAUGUUUUAUUGAUCGAAGAACAAAGGCCGAGGGUAAGGCGAAAACGUGAUUUUGUGUACUCGGAUACUGUUUAUGAACCUAAUAAUGAUUCCACUAAUGUUGUAAAGCAUUCUGUAUCGAUAGCUAAUAUGGAACACCGAUUUGAUUCCGUAUCACGAGAUGUACCUGUUUUACCAUUUCCAGAUCCCUUGUAUAGAGAACAGUGGUAUUUUAACAAUGGUGCACAGGGAGGUUUUGAUAUGAAUGUACAGGCUGCUUGGUUAUUAGGUUAUGCUGGUCGUAACGUAUCUGUUUCGAUAUUGGAUGACGGUAUCCAGCGAGAUCAUCCAGAUCUGGCGGCGAAUUAUGAUCCAUUGGCAAGUACGGAUAUUAACGGUCAUGAUGAUGAUCCAACACCGCAAGAUGAUGGUGACAAUAAGCAUGGUACACGAUGUGCAGGUGAAGUUGCAUCAAUUGCUGGGAAUGUAUACUGUGGCGUUGGUGUUGCAUUUCAUGCAAAAAUCGGAGGUGUACGAAUGCUGGACGGUCCUGUGAGCGAUAGUGUUGAAGCAGCAAGUCUCUCUCUUAAUCGUCACCACAUCGAUAUUUAUUCGGCGAGCUGGGGUCCUGAAGAUGAUGGAAGGACGUUUGAUGGUCCUGGGCCGUUAGCUCGAGAGGCAUUUUAUCAUGGUGUUAGAGCAGGACGUGACGGCAAAGGAAGCAUUUUUGUUUGGGCCAGUGGUAAUGGUGGCUCAAGACAAGAUAGCUGUUCGGCCGAUGGUUAUACGACAUCUGUCUAUACGCUUAGUGUUAGUUCUGCAACAAUUGAUAAUCGUAGCCCGUGGUAUCUGGAGGAGUGUCCGUCAACCAUCGCUACAACAUACAGCAGUGCUAACAUGAAUCAGCCAGCUAUUAUAACGGUUGAUGUACCACAUGGUUGUACUCGUUCGCAUACGGGGACUAGUGCAUCUGCACCACUUGCAGCGGGUAUUAUUGCGUUGGCACUGGAAGCUAAUCCAAAUUUGACAUGGCGCGAUAUGCAACACAUUGUAUUGCGAACAGCCAAUCCAGUGCCAUUGCUAAAUAAUCCAGGCUGGUCAGUGAAUGGGGUCGGGCGCCGAAUCAACAACAAAUUUGGUUACGGAUUGAUGGAUGCCACGGCAUUGGUAAAGCUUGCAUUGAUCUGGAAGACAGUACCAGAACAACAUAUUUGUACAUAUGAUUAUAAGUUGGAGAAACCGAAUCCACGGCCAAUAACGGGUAGUUUUCAAAUGAAUUUUUCUUUGGAAGUAGGUGGUUGUGAAUCUGGCACACCAGUUCUUUACCUCGAACAUGUACAAGUUUUGGCAACAUUCCGCUUUGGAAAGCGAGGAGACCUGAAACUUACGCUGCUUUCGCCACGUGGUACCUCAUCAGUUUUACUUCCACCUCGUCCACAGGAUUUCAAUUCAAAUGGUAUCCACAAGUGGCCCUUCUUGUCCGUACAAACAUGGGGUGAAGACCCUCGUGGAACGUGGACUUUGAUGGUGGAAUCUGUUAGCACGAAUAGGAAUAUCGGAGGAACGUUCCAUGACUGGUCGUUAUUGCUGUACGGUACAGCAGAGCCAGCUCAACCAAAUGAUCCUCAACACCCCUCAAAUGUACCAUCUUUUGAUUCAGUCGAAUCUCCGUUUGAUCGAAUAACUCAACAUCUAGUAUCACAGGAAAUGAAGCAAAAGCAGCGUGAUUCUAGAGAUUGGCAGCCUGAGGAUAAGGACUCGCUUUUGGUUGAUGCUCUAUCAGAAUUGCGGAUCUCACUACCGGUUCUGUUGAUGACACUGCAGUUGGCCGUCUUAGUGCUUGUUACAUUAGCUGCAGUAUUGGCUUGUCGGCGUGCAAUGAAACCUACUGUUACUCCUACUACUACUUCUACUGCUACUACACCUUCUACUAUCUCUCUUGCUAGUAAUAUUUCAACAGCAGCAACCAUUAUACCUCCUUCACCUUCAUUGGGUACUAUAACCUAA
Cercopithifilaria johnstoni is the source of this 2280-nucleotide messenger RNA. The record is from the annotation of a GenBank genome assembly. Lineage: Eukaryota; Metazoa; Nematoda; Chromadorea; Rhabditida; Onchocercidae.